GAUUGAAGACACACUUGAGAAGGUUGUAAAGCUGCUUGCCUACAUCAGUGAUAAAGAUCUCUUUGCCGAAUUUUAUAGGAAAAAACUCGCACGGCGGCUUUUGUUUGACAAAAGUGCCAAUGAUGAGCACGAGAGAAGUAUUUUGACAAAGCUGAAGCAACAAUGUGGUGGCCAGUUCACUUCAAAGAUGGAAGGAAUGGUUACAGAUUUAACAUUGGCAAAGGAAAACCAAUCCCACUUUGAGGAGUACUUGAGCAACAAUUCAAAUGUUAGUCCCGGGAUUGACUUGACUGUAACCGUGUUGACGACCGGCUUCUGGCCAAGUUACAAAUCUUUUGACCUAAAUCUUCCAGCAGAGAUGGUAAAGUGUGUUGAAGUUUUCAGAGAGUUUUAUCAAACGAAAACAAAGCACAGGAAACUUACAUGGAUAUAUUCAUUGGGUACCUGCAACAUUAAUGGGAAAUUUGAACCGAAAACCAUGGAGCUCAUCGUCACAACCUAUCAGGCAUCUGCUCUACUACUGUUCAACUUGUCAGACCGAUUGAGUUAUCAGGAAAUUAUGAGUCAGUUGAACUUGUCAGAUGAUGAUGUUGUUAGGCUUCUUCAUUCUCUGUCGUGUGCAAAGUAUAAGAUUCUUAUCAAGGAGCCAAAUACCAAAACAAUCUCUCCAACCGAUUACUUUGAAUUUAACUCCAAGUUUACAGAUAAAAUGAGGAGGAUCAAGAUUCCUCUACCUCCUGUGGAUGAGAAGAAAAAGGUAAUUGAGGAUGUUGAUAAGGAUAGGCGGUAUGCGAUUGAUGCUUCGAUUGUGCGUAUCAUGAAGAGCAGAAAGGUGUUGGGAUACCAGCAGUUGGUUAUGGAGUGUGUUGAACAGUUGGGCCGCAUGUUUAAGCCUGAUGUAAAAGCAAUCAAGAAGAGGAUUGAAGAUCUGAUAACACGUGAUUAUCUUGAAAGAGACAAAGAGAACCCGAACUUGUUCCGGUACUUGGCAUGAAUCUGUUUAUGGUUAUAGUUGGAGGUGAUCAAUUAGAAGCCCAAAUGGCAUGAAUUUCGGAGUAACGCUGGUGCUUCUAAGUUUGAUUGGCAGAAGGUUACCGUGUAGAUGUUGCCAAUGUUUUGGAUUGAUGAUUGAACGACACCGUGACACGUAUCUCUUUUAAGUUUUCUAUAAGCCAAUAUGAUGAUGAUGAUCUUUGUUUGUGGAUAUUGUAAUGUAAUAUUCUCUGUUUUGCUACUUACAUUAGUUUACAGAUGACAAAAUUGGCUCACUUUUCAUAUUUGGCUUUAUUAUAUGACUUGUUUUGUUGCUUGUA
Helianthus annuus (common sunflower) is the source of this 1313-nucleotide messenger RNA. RefSeq names its product cullin-1-like. Gene Ontology annotation, molecular function: ubiquitin protein ligase binding. The transcript has 8 exons. Bases 188 to 994 code for a protein of 268 amino acids. The record is from RefSeq and is a predicted model, not a curated record. NCBI's taxonomy places the organism in Eukaryota, Viridiplantae, Streptophyta, Magnoliopsida, Asterales, Asteraceae. Gene Ontology annotation, cellular component: cullin-RING ubiquitin ligase complex. Gene Ontology annotation, biological process: ubiquitin-dependent protein catabolic process; protein ubiquitination.